CAACUUUUCGUUUUAUGUGGCUGAUAGUUCUUACUGAUCAGCAUCGGCUUAGUGAUGUUGACUAAUGGCUUUUGCAGUCGCACAAUGGGUGCUUUUAUUGGCUUACGGCAAUUCGGGAAAUACAGAUCUGUUCCAAAACACUUUUGGUUCUACUAUUUACUCUAUUUCCGGAAAAUUUUUGUCAACAACUGUAGGUGAUACAGGGUGUUUUAUCGAAAAGCGGCAGAAUCAAUGAAGUGAAAAAUUAAUUGUAUAUAUUUACCAACAUUAUGCCAGGCAAAAGGAUUAAAGCCCAACAGUCCAAAACAAGUCAGGUGAAAAGACCACGACGUGCACAGAACGGAACUGGAGAGUCCACUACCAAUGAUGCUGUGGCUGUCGAUACAAGCACUCAACCCCUUGAUGUUCCUCCUGAAACCUUGGCUGCAUUAACCCAAACCAUAACAAAGGCAGUCACGGAGAAGGUGUUAGCAGAGAUAAAACCAUUACUGCAACAUCAGGGGAGUAUCUCUGUUCAUAAUAUGGGGGGAGAAAGGGGAAAUAAUGCUUCCACUACAUCAAGCAAUAGCUUAACAGCAGGUCCUUCUGGGUCAGUUUGUCAAAUAACAAAUAAGUCAGUAGAUGCAAGUAUCUCAGGAUUGGUAUCAGGCGCUGUAAUCGAACACAGUUCACAGAUUGUAGGUACUGAACUUCCACCUGCAGCAAAUGUCGGUAAGAAAUCAGGUUUUGUAAGCUCAUCAGUACCGAUAGAGGCAACUGUUUCUGACAAAAUAAAAUCUAAAAUUUGGUCAAAACAAUAUGUUGAUAUGGCUCUGUUGUUAAAAAAGGAAAAGGGGAAAAGUAAGUAUUCUAUCAAGGUAGAGGAACAGGAUCAGACAGGUAAGGUGGUAAUCCACAAUAUGCGAUCCACAGAUGAUGACGAAGUUAGGGAUGGUUCGUUAUCCCUGCAUGACUGGGUAGCUGCGUGGAAUAGGUAUGUGACGAUAUAUUGCAUUAAAGAUACACUUGCACAGCCAAAGCUUGCAAAACACAUGGAAUCAGUAAGGCAAAUUGCAGAGGAAAAGGGGGACUGGAGAAAAUAUGAUAAGGAGCUCAGGGAACUCAUAGAACAAGGUGAGGUAGAAUGGGGUGAUGUAUGUUAA
Messenger RNA from Saccostrea cuccullata (small rock oyster), 1142 nucleotides. RefSeq lists its product as uncharacterized. The coding region runs from base 270 to 1142 and encodes 290 amino acids. Lineage: Eukaryota; Metazoa; Mollusca; Bivalvia; Ostreida; Ostreidae. The transcript has 2 exons. The record is from RefSeq and is a predicted model, not a curated record.